AGGUCCUGAGCAAGGAUGCAGCAGCCAGAAGCUGGUGAUAAGAGCAGACCCCUUCCCUCACCAUGUCCACCUCAGGCCAGCCUCACUGAUGUCUCAUUCUACACACGCCGCUGCAUCAGUGAGGAUCUCAGCUGGUCCCUGGUCACUGUCCCCCCCCUCACGGAGCUCUGCCUCCAGCACAUCGCUCACAAUUUCGAAAACAACCCUAUUUUGAACGAUCUUCUGCCUGAGCACCAAAAGAAGGUGGUGGAGAGGCUCUCCACCAGCCUUCCUCUCACUGUGACUGCCAACACAGUAAGCCAUGAGGAGUACUGGAAGAGGUGCUGUAUGGAGCGCUGGCAAGUGUGUGACGUCUCCAACUAUGGAGACAGCUGGAAACGGAUGUUCUUUGAACGUCACCUGGAGAACAUUCUGAAGUUUUUCAUCCCUAACACCACAGACCCCGAGCAGGUCCUAGAGCUCAUCCCGCUCUGCAAAGGCUACGUGCGGAAACUGGAGAUCAAUCAGUUCCUGCCACCUUUGCAGGUGGAUCCAAAGGAGGAGGGCCAUGACCUCUCUGACGCAGAGGAUGAGGCUGAAACUGGUGAGGUCUACAAGCAUCACUACAACCUGAAAGAGCUCAUUACUUCUCUUCCUCACCUUGAAGAGCUUCAUCUCAUCUAUGAUGUGAAGAGCUGUGGCAUGAACUUUGAGUGGAACCUCUUUAACUUCACUGAGCUGGACUGCUCCAACUUGGCUUCUGCCGUGAAGAUGUGCCGUAACUUGAAAGUUUUCAAGCUGACACGAAGCAAAGUGGAUGAUGACAAGAUCAAGCUCCUGGCCCGUAACUUGCAGCAUCACCCUUGCUUGUUGGAGCUGGACUUGUCCCACAAUCUCAUCAGGGACCACGGGGCACAAGCUCUUGGCAAGCUGAUCAGCCACAGCAGACUAGAAACCCUCAAUCUGUGUAACAACCAGAUCUGUCACCUGGGGGCUCAGGCUCUUGCUCAAGGCCUGGCUGAGAGCUCCACCCUGACCUCCCUGAACCUGCGCCUCAACUUUGUGGAGGACAAAGGUGGGGAGGCGAUCGGCCGUGCCCUGCUGACCAACACCAGCCUGAAGUGCCUCCAUCUGGGAAGUAAUAACCUGUCAGAGCCAACUGCAGCAGUGUUCUCCCAGGUCCUGGCUCAGAACGCCUCUCUGACGAGCAUCAACUUCUCAUGCAAUCACCUGGGGCUGGAUGGUGGGAAGCAGCUGCUGGAAGGGCUGGCAAACAACAAGACUUUGACCGAGCUUGAUCUCCGCCACGCAGAGGUGGAACAGGAGACAGAUUUCCUCAUUCACGAAAUUGUGUGGGCCAAUCGGGAAGCAGUGAGGCUAGCAUCUCUGCAACACCCCACCACUGAACCCCUCUGA
Messenger RNA from Camarhynchus parvulus, 1395 nucleotides. RefSeq names its product t-complex-associated-testis-expressed 1 (gene TCTE1). Lineage: Eukaryota; Metazoa; Chordata; Aves; Passeriformes; Thraupidae. The record is from RefSeq and is a predicted model, not a curated record. Gene Ontology annotation, biological process: flagellated sperm motility. Bases 16 to 1395 code for a protein of 459 amino acids. The transcript is spliced from 4 exons. Gene Ontology annotation, molecular function: protein binding. Gene Ontology annotation, cellular component: sperm flagellum.